This is a messenger RNA of Lodderomyces pseudojiufengensis, 1179 nucleotides long. It is a transcript of the gene GCV1, whose product is annotated as glycine decarboxylase subunit T. The record is from RefSeq and is a predicted model, not a curated record. Bases 1 to 1179 code for a protein of 392 amino acids. Gene Ontology annotation, cellular component: mitochondrion. The transcript has a single exon. Gene Ontology annotation, biological process: glycine catabolic process. Gene Ontology annotation, molecular function: protein binding; aminomethyltransferase activity. NCBI's taxonomy places the organism in Eukaryota, Fungi, Ascomycota, Pichiomycetes, Serinales, Debaryomycetaceae.
AUGUUGAGAUCAUUCAAAAGAUUUGCAUCAACCUCCGGAUUAGUGAAAACUCCUUUAUAUGAAGCACAUGUUGAAUUAGGUGGUAAAAUGGUUCCAUAUGCUGGAUUUGAAAUGCCAGUCUUAUAUAAUUCACAAUCUCAUAUUGAUUCCCACAAUUGGGUUAGAUCCAACGUUGGACUCUUUGAUGUCAGUCAUAUGUUACAACAUAAUAUAUCAGGACCGGACUCACAAAAGUUUUUAGAAAAAAUUACACCAAUUGAUUUAAAUCUUUUACCUGAAUUUACUUCAAGUUUAUCAGUAUUAUUGAACAAAGAUGGUGGAGUAAUAGACGAUUGUAUAAUAACGAAACAUGAAAAAGACAAAUAUUAUAUGGUCACUAACGCUGGAUGCAGGGAGAAAGAUGUAAAUUUCAUAAAUAAUGAAUUGAAAAAUUUCAAUUCCGUUGAUCAUAAUACAUUUGAAGGAACAUUAUUAGCUAUUCAAGGUCCAAAAGCUCAAGAUUUGUUACAGAAAUUCACUAAUGAAGAUUUAAGUAAAAUCUAUUUCGGACAAACCAAAUUCAUAAAUUUAUCUCCAAUUUCCGCAACAGUUCAUUUAGCAAGAUCAGGUUAUACGGGUGAGGAUGGAUUUGAACUUUCUAUACCAUCAUCAAAUGACCAAGAGGUGAGGGAAGCUUUAAACUUUUUCAAUACAUUAGUUGAAGAAUAUCCAGAUAUUGCAAAACCAAUCGGUUUAGCUGCUAGAGACUCAUUAAGAUUGGAAGCAGGUAUGUGCUUGUACGGUCAUGAAUUGGAAGAGACUAUUACUCCAGUUGAGGCAUCAUUAAGUUGGUUAAUCCCCAAAUCUCGUCGUGAUGGAUCAAACACUCAAUUCAAUGGGUCAUCCAAGAUACUAGAUCAAAUUAAAAAUAAAUCAACAACUCAUAGAAGAAUCGGAUUAACGUCAAAAGGUCCAGCUCCAAGACAAGGCAACAAAAUUUUUUCAGAAGAUGGUAAAACCGAAAUUGGCUAUGUAACUUCGGGAUCUUUUUCACCUUCACUUGGUGGUAAUGUAGCUCAAGCAUUCAUUGAUAAAAAAGCAAAAAUAGGAUCAGAUGUGAAAAUAGAAAUCAGAGGUAAAUUAAGAGACGCAAAGAUAACAAAAUUACCAUUUGUACAAAGUAAAUUAUAUAAACCUUGA